AUGUGGACGAGAUCGUCAAGAUACGAUGGAGAGUUGCCGAGUGUCCGUCCUCAAUUCGGAACUUCAACGCUCUCCUUGAGCCUCGACCGACUUCGUUGGAAAGCCCACUCUCGUUUACCUCAGCUCGGUGGCGCAUGGCUCUCAAGAGUCCAACGACACGAACGCUCCACCUCUCACCAGGGGCUGUUGCCUGCGUUGAUGUCGCCUCCGAGACAGUUGGCGUAG
This is a messenger RNA of Laccaria bicolor S238N-H82, 225 nucleotides long. RefSeq lists its product as uncharacterized. The transcript is spliced from 3 exons. NCBI's taxonomy places the organism in Eukaryota, Fungi, Basidiomycota, Agaricomycetes, Agaricales, Hydnangiaceae. Bases 1 to 225 code for a protein of 74 amino acids. The record is from RefSeq and is a predicted model, not a curated record.